UUGAAUCAUCUCCUACUCAAAACUAAAGUCAACAUGUAUCACAUAUUACAGAUCUCCGGUGAUGUUUUCAGGUCUAUGGGUUUGAAGAUGAAGAUUAUUUUAACAAUCCUCUUUAGUGGCUUACUCAUUGGUUCCGUAAUCUUACUAUCAUUCUCUAACAACUUCAACGACCAACUUCUUCUUGCUACAAUCAACAGUUCAAGUGAAUCCGAACCUCUCCAUGAUAGAUUGAUAGGAGGACUUUUAAAACCGGGUUUCGAUGAAGGUUCUUGCGUGAGUAGGUAUACUCAAUCGUUGCUGUAUCGCAAGCCUUCACCAUACAAGCCAUCACCAUAUCUUGUCUCUAAGCUAAGACGCUACGAGAAGCUUCACAAACGUUGCGGUCCAGGCACAAAAGCUUACAAGAAAGCAACAAAGAAUCUUAGCCACGACGACGCGAAUUACGCAAACAAAUCCGUUGGUAAAUGCAGAUACAUUGUGUGGGUAGCGGUUUACGGGCUAGGAAACAGAAUACUCACUCUCGCAUCUGUCUUCCUCUAUGCUCUCUUGACAAACAGAGUCGUCCUCGUUGAUCAAAGCAAAGACAUUAGUGAUCUCUUCUGCGAGCCGUUUCCAGGUACUUCAUGGUUACUCCCUCGUGACUUCCCCUUGAUGAAUCAGAUUGAUGGAUACAACAAAGAGUACUCUCGUUGUUACGGAACAAUGUUGAAUAAUCAUGCCAUUAGUACUAACUCGACCCCGCGGCAUCUUUACCUUCAUAUCAUACAUGACUCAAGAGAUGAAGAUAAGAUGUUCUUUUGCACCAAGGAUCAAGAUAUGAUCAAUAAGGUUCCUUGGUUGAUUGUUAAAGCCAAUGUCUACUUUGUUCCAUCUCUAUGGUUUAAUCCAACUUUUCAGACCGAACUGAUGAAGCUGUUCCCUCAGAAAGAAGCAGUGUUUCAUCACUUGGCUCGGUAUCUUUACCACCCGACGAAUCAAGUCUGGGGUAUGGUCACUAGGUACCACGAUGCUCACUUAGCAAGAGCAGACGAGAGGCUCGGGAUUCAAAUACGUGUGUUCAGCGACCAACCAGGAUAUUUCCAACACGUCAUGGAUCAGAUCUUGUCUUGCACGCAAAGGGAGAAGCUAUUACCACAAGUAGUUUCACAAGAAGAAUCAAAACUCAAUAUAUCUCAAAGACAGAAACUCAAAGCUGUUCUAGUAACAUCUCUCUAUCCAGAGUACGCUGAUCGCAUCAAGAACAUGUUUUGGGAACAACCUAGCUCGACAGGAGAGUUAAUAGAAGUUUAUCAACCAAGUGGAGAAAGGUAUCAACAAACUGAUAACAAGCUUCACGACCAAAAGGCCUUGGCUGAGAUGUAUCUUUUGAGUUUGACGGAUAAGAUUGUCACAAGCGCAAGGUCCACGUUCGGAUACGUUGCUCAUAGUCUAGGAGGGUUGAAGCCAUGGUUACUCUAUCAACCAACGGAUGCUUCAGCUCCUGAUCCGCCGUGUGUUCGGUCCACGUCGAUAGACCCUUGUCACCUUACUCCUCCCUCUCAUGGAUGUGAUGCUGAUUGGGGAACUGACUCGGGGAAGGUUGUUCCUUUUGUAAAGCAUUGUGAGGAUCGAGACAAUGAUGGUCUGAAGCUAUUUGAUGACAUACCGUCCAGAGCUCGUCUUCUUUCAUCUUGUGACGGUCACAACAUGAGAUUUCACCCACAUCUCCUUCAUCCAAAAACCAGAUUCAACAUGAAGAAACUGGAAGACAACAACAUGUCGUUUAAGAUCUCAGGUAUGAUGAAGCUGACGAUAGCAUUCGCCACAUGCUUACUACUUUCCAUGGUGUUGCUACUACCAUCUUACAACAUCGUCAAACUUCACAAGUCGUCUCAUCUUACAACCACCGGAGGGCUUCUUGCAACAGGUUUUGAUGAGGAAUCUUGCUUGAGUAGGUAUCAUCAGUCCUCUUUACGCAAACCAUCACCAUACAAACCAUCUACAAACCUUGUCUCUAAGCUAAGAACCUACGAGAUGCUUCACAAGCGUUGCGGUCCAGGCACAAAAGCUUACAAGAGAGCUAUAAAGCAACUUGGUAACAACAAUGUAACAAGCAGCAACGGUGAUGAUUGUCGAUAUGUAGUGUGGACACCUAUGUUUGGUCUAGGAAACAGAAUACUCUCUAUGGCCUCUCUCUUCACAUAUGCUCUUAUGACAGAUAGAGUCAUGCUUGUUGACCACAGGAACGAUAUAACCGACCUAUUCUGCGAGCCUUUUCCCGGUACUUCCUGGUUACUUCCUCCAGAUUUUCCCUUAACAAAUCAGAUAGAUAGCUUCAACCGUACACAUUCGCAUUGUUACGGGACAAUGCUGAAGAACCAUGCCGUUAACUCAACUACAACACCGUCACAUCUUUAUAUUGAUAUCUUCCAUGACUCAAGGGAUCAUGAUAAGAAGUUCUUCUGUGAAGAGAACCAAGCUUUUCUCAAGAACGUCCCAUGGCUAGUUGUGAAGUCUAACCUCUACUAUGCUCCAUCUCUAUGGUUGAUACCUAGCUUUCAGACCAAACUCAUCAACCUCUUCCCACAGAAACAUACAUCGUUCCACCACUUGAGUCGGUAUCUGUUCCACCCAACAAACCAAGUUUGGGGAAUGGUCACAAGAUCCUACAACGCUUACUUAUCAAGAGCUGACGAGGUACUAGGGCUUCAAAUAAGAGUGUUCAGCACGCCAGCUGGCUAUUUCCAGCAUGUCAUGGACCAGAUUGUAUCAUGCACACAAAGAGAGAAGCUCUUGCCUGAACUAGCUACAAAGGGAUCAUCACAAGUGAUGAAUAUAACAAAGACACCGAAACUCAAAGCGGUUCUUGUCACAUCUCUGCAUCCAGAGUACUCUGAUGAGCUAAAGAACAUGUUCUUGGAACGAGCUAGCUCAACGGGAGAGAUCAUUGAAGUGUAUCAGCCAAGUGGAGAAAGGGUUCAACAAACAGACAAGAAGGUACAUGACCAAAAGGCUCUCGCAGAGAUUUAUCUUUUGAGUUUAACUGAUAAGCUUGUGACAAGCACAAGGUCUACGUUUGGAUACGUAGCGCAAGGUUUAGGAGGAUUAAAGCCAUGGAUACUGUACGAGCCAAGGCACGAAAAAGCUCCUGACCCACCGUGUGUUAGGGCCAUGUCUAUGGAGCCUUGUUCUCUUAAAGCACCAAUCUCGGCUUGUCAAGCCGAGACAAUUAAGACAACCCCUUUUAUUAAGUACUGUGAGGACCGUAUCACAGGGAUUAAGCUAGUUGAUGAAUUUUGA
This is a messenger RNA of Eruca vesicaria subsp. sativa (arugula), 3279 nucleotides long. The record is from the annotation of a GenBank genome assembly. Lineage: Eukaryota; Viridiplantae; Streptophyta; Magnoliopsida; Brassicales; Brassicaceae.